Molecule: messenger RNA, 3373 nt
Organism: Spea bombifrons (plains spadefoot toad)
Lineage: Eukaryota; Metazoa; Chordata; Amphibia; Anura; Pelobatidae
Gene: RBM19
Product: RNA binding motif protein 19
Exons: 25
Coding region: 93-2864 (923 amino acids)
Molecular function (GO): RNA binding
Source: RefSeq, a predicted model, not a curated record
UGUGCGUCACGUGACUGGAACCAAGAUGGCGGCGCCCACAAGCAAAACGUGAAUCUUCAUUUGGAACCAAAUAAUAAAAGAAGCUGGGAACCAUGUCUCGCUUAAUUGUCAAGAAUCUACCAAACGGGAUAAAAGAAGAUCGAUUUCGAGAACUUUUUUCUGCAUUUGGAACUCUUACAGACUGUAGCCUGAAAUACACCAAAGAUGGCAAAUUCCGGAAAUUUGGUUUUGUUGGCUUUGGAUCAGAAGAUGAGGCCAAAGCAGCUCUUAGCCAUUUCCAAAAGAGCUAUAUCGACACGUCCCGAGUCACAGUGGAAUUGUGUAAAUCAUUCGGUGAUCCUGCCAAGCCCAAAGCCUGGAGCAAGUACUCCCAGAAAGAAGUGAAAGAUACAAAAGGCCAAGAAUCUAAAAAUACCAAAUCUACUGAUACCAAGGCACCCAAAAAGAAGAAGAAUUCAGAACUGGAAGAACUUGAGAAAGACAGCGGCUUCAAAGAGUUUCUAUCCGUGCACCAGAGCAGAAACAAAACAGCCACCUGGACCAAUGAUUCCCAGGACAUUAACAUUAAUACUGUGAAAAGCAAGUCAAAGGAUGAUUACCUGAACUUCGACUCCGAGUCUGAGCAGGACCUGACUGAGGAUGAGGAUGGAAGUGAAGAAGAUGCCCCAGAAUCCACAAAAGACACCGUGGAAAAGCUUGCUCUGCAGUCAGAGAUUUCCGACAUGGACUACCUUAAGUCCAAGGUAGUGAAGGAAUCUAAUGUGGCUUCAUCUGGAGAGGAAGAGGAGGGUGAGGAAGAAGAGACAGUACCAAAAGGACCAGAGGAAGCUGCAGAACAGGAGAUGUCUGUUGGAAAGGUCAAGGAGAAGAGCAGACCAGCAAAAAAAGAGAAGCCGGCUGUGGAGAAUGAACCAACAACUCCUUACACUGUCAAACUGAGAGGAGCACCAUUCAACGUCGUAGAACAAAACGUCAAAGAGUUCCUUGCGCCGCUGAAGCCAGCAGCCAUUCGCAUUGUACGGAAUACUCAUGGAAAUAAAACAGGAUAUGUCUUUGUGGAUUUUUCUAGUGAAGAGGAGGUACAGAAAGCUCUAAAAAAGAACAAGGAUUACAUGGGUGGCCGAUACAUUGAAGUUUUCCGAGAUGAACGUCCAGAAAGACCGCAGCUGCCUGCUAAGGUCCAGAACAGACCGUGGGAGCAGAAAGCAAAGGAUGCAGAGGAGCAAGAGGAUGUGUCCGAGUCAGGGAGGCUCUUUGUCAGAAACCUUCCAUAUAGCUGCACUGAAGAUGACCUGGAGAAGCUGUUCUCCAAAUACGGACCUAUUUCUGAGAUCCAUUUCCCCAUCGACCGCUUAACCAAGAAGCCAAAGGGAUUUGCUUUUGUCACUUUCCUUAUCACAGAACAUGCAGUAAAGGCUUACGCUGAGGUAGAUGGACAAAUCUUCCAGGGCAGGAUGCUGCAUGUCUUGCCUUCAACUGCGAAAAAAGAGGAUGAAGGUGAAGCAGGAGCAGACCCCUCUGCAUACAAGAAACAGAAAGCCCUAAAAGACAAGGCCAACAGUGCAAGCUCUCACAACUGGAAUACCCUCUUCAUGGGUACAAGCGCAGUAGCUGAUGUGAUCGCCCAAAAGUACAACACAAGCAAAAGUCAAGUGUUGGAUCAUGAAGGGAAAGGCAGCAUGGCUGUCAGAGUUGCGUUAGGAGAGACCCAGCUGGUUCAGGACAUGCGGAAAUUUCUAAUUGAAAAUGGAGUCAGUCUUGAUUCUUUCAGUCAGGCAGCAGGGACGCGCAGCAAGACAGUGAUCCUUGUUAAGAAUCUCCCAGCUUCAACCCAGGUUGCAGAACUACAGGAGGUUUUUGGACGGUUUGGGGACCUGGGCCGGGUCCUGCUUCCAGAAGGUGGGAUCACUGCCAUUGUGGAGUUCCUUGAGCCAACAGAAGCCAAACGAGCAUUCACCAAACUAGCAUACAGCAAGUUCCAGCAUGUGCCGCUUUAUCUAGAGUGGGCUCCCAUGAAUGUUUUCAGCAGCCCUCCUGCCCAGAAGAGAGUUGAAGCGGCAGAAGAGGCAGAAUCAGAGAAGACAGAGACAGAGGCUGUAGAAAGCCAGCCACAGGAAAACCAGAAGUCAAAGGAAGAUGAAGAAGAGGAUGACGAAGAGGAGGAGGAAGAGACGCUUCCCGGUUGUACGUUAUUCAUCAAAAACCUGAACUUCAGUACCAACGAGGAAGCCCUACAACAGGCCUUCUCCAAAGUCGGGACUGUGAAAAGCUGCAGCAUAUCUAGAAAGAAGGACAAAUCGGGGUCCCUUCUGUCUAUGGGUUUUGGAUUUGUUGAGUACAGAAAGCCAGAACAAGCUCAGAAAGCCCUGCGACAACUGCAGCACCUGACCUUGGACGGACACCAACUGGAGGUCAAACUAUCUGAAAGAGCAACUAGACCUGGGACGACUACAGAGCGUAAGAAGCAGAUUUCCAAGAAGCAACAAAGUUCUAAGAUUCUGGUGCGCAAUGUGCCUUUCCAGGCCUCUGUGCGUGAGAUCCGAGAGCUGUUCAGCACGUUUGGUGAGCUGAAGACCGUUCGCCUACCCAGGAAAAUGGCUGGCACUGGCAAUCAUCGUGGUUUUGGCUUUGUGGAUUUUGUAACCAAACAAGAUGCCAAGAGAGCAUUCAGCGCUUUGUGUCACAGUACCCAUCUGUACGGACGCAGGCUUGUUCUGGAGUGGGCAGAAGCAGAGGAAAGCGUGGAAACGCUGAGGAGGAAGACAGCAGAACAAUAUCAUGGAUCUCCCAAGAAGAAGAGGAAAGUGGCAGAGGUGAUGGAAGAUUUUAUGGAGAGUCUGGAGCCGGAUGACCCAGACGAAUAACAUGGUUUUCCCCAAACCUCACACAUUGUAAAUAGCAUGGUUUCAUGGAGUAACCAUGUGGUUUGUCAAGAGUUUUUGAAACUGAAGACCUAAUUGAGACCACUGGACAAACUUAAGGAUCAAACCUUGUGCUUCCCUACUCAACGCUUGAAGGCCCAUCCAUUGCAACAAGGCUGUUCAGCUAGUAUUCAAAGUGUUACAUCUACAGUUUCAUUGGGUAUUGUGUUAAGAACAUCACAAUGUUGUAUAUAAAAAUUAUUAACAGCACAGAACCAAAGGAAGCUUGAUGUAUGCUGUCAGAAAAGGCAAUAAAUGUUGACUGACUUUUAAACCAAGGCGAGUCAUUGCAUUCCCAGGCCAUUCCGGUCCAGCAAUCUCUGGAGGUACAAGAGCAUCCUGAUGCGCAGUGAGAGAAGACUAUUAAUCAUAUUUAAACCAAGGAGUAUACCCCCCCACCCAAGAGAGCUGUUGAACCUCUGAUUGUUUAAUUAAAAGUCCUGUUGUCCAUA